AUGCGUUCUAGUUCUGAUACAUCCCUCCGCCUACCUAUUUACACCCCGUUACUUAAAGUCCCCGCCAACAAUGGAGAGCUCGAGACUUUGUGUCUAUCCAGAAGUGAUGUCGAGCAGUGGUUGCAAGAAUGGGAUAUCUUUGGGGAAGAGCGCAGUCAAUUCCUCAAGUCCAUUGUCGAUGCAUUCAUACAAUCUGACCAGCCGGAAACUGCAUAUCAUCACACGCUUUCCAAUGUUUCUUUAUUACCAUCCUCUUGGGCUGAAAGUCAAUCCGCAGCGAUCGAUGCCAUAGCCUUAGCAUUGCGCUUGCCCAGCUUGUUUGACUUUGACCCAUUGUUCAAGUUGGACGCUGUUGUCUCAGCAAAGGAUCACGGGCUUUUCUCGCUUCUGCAGCUCGAAAGCCAUCCCGCUGCUCUCGAAAAAUAUGAACUCGACCGAGCACAGCUUGAGCAGGUUUCGUCGAUCCUGCGGAUUGAGUCGAGUCAAAUAGAGAAGUGGGCGAUCGAUGUGUCUUCUUCCUGGAAAGACCACACAAUCUCUACACGUUUACCGCGUACGCUUGAGCGAGAGCAAUGGGAGGCACCGGAAAGCGUCUUGUUACGUGGAAGGCGGGCCUAG
Molecule: messenger RNA, 618 nt
Organism: Suillus fuscotomentosus
Lineage: Eukaryota; Fungi; Basidiomycota; Agaricomycetes; Boletales; Suillaceae
Exons: 7
Coding region: 1-618 (205 amino acids)
Source: RefSeq, a predicted model, not a curated record